AUGCAUUGAUAGGGUUCAACCAUGUUACGUUUAUUAGCUAAAUGAAGGCCUUGACACUUCUUAACAAACCCCGCGCGGUUUCUCUUUUGUUUCGUUUGACUAGCCUUCAUUAACAGCUAGGGUUUAAGGAACGGAAGCUUACACUUCAAUGGCUUGGUGGGAAGGCUCCGACGAAACCCGUCUUCUCAUCGCAGCAGAUACUGCUGAAACCGGAAACGACGCCGGGCAAUUGCUUUCGCUACGCCAUCCCAAGUCCGGAAACAAAAUGUGCUACCUUUUUGUAAAUGAGGUGCUUCAGGAACUUAAUUGGUUCAAGCAAUCCUACACUUCUUGGUUUCUGGGUGAUUACGUUGCUGAAGAUGGUGGAUUGUAUACUGCCACUCCAGUUGACCCUGUGUUCAUUUUCUUGCCCAUUUUCGAAGAAGCUAGAAUGAAGAAGGGGGAUGAUCCUGGGAAGUUCAGGCUUUUAGAUGAUAUAAUCUUCAUCGAAGGCUAUCCUGGAUAUCAUAAACUACUGUCCAUUGCGGAGAACUGUAUGCAAUUAGUUUGCGAAAUUAAAGAAAUUGGAUCCUCGAAAUUUUUUAGGCUGGAUGAUUCCAAGGUUCUGGCUUGGUUGUACCACAAGGUCUGUCAGCUAAAACAGACACUAUCCACUUUGGACCAUAAUUAUGCUGCACGGGAAGAGAAAGACAUAUUGACUGAUGCAGUUUCAGUAUUAGGGGAAUACGUGAAGGAUGAACCCUGGUUGAAGCUUUUGAGUGACCGUUUGAGGAUAGAUUUUACAGAAGCAACAAGAAAAACGUCAGAUAUCGAAUUUCUCCCAACUGCCACAGGAAGUGACCUGGGGCCUUUUAAUGGUUUACAGGAAAAGAGUAAGAGCGAGAAUAAGCCUACCCGAUCUGGAAGGCAAGCGAAGAAGGCCAAAGUGGAGACGGAAUCACAUAACAUCAGAGAUAUGUUUACUAGGGCUUCUUCAAGAAGGAAAAAGUGAACCAUUUGAAAUCGAAACACACUUGUGUAGAGUGUGAAUCAUGAAGUUCCUUCGUGAUUCGGUUUGCCAAUUGGAACCGACUUUGAUUAGCAAACAAUUAAAACAUCAGCAUUGACUAACCUGCUGCUGCCUUGUAAUGCGUCGACUCUAUCAUUGAUUCGUGUCACAGUGAUUAGUAACUUGUUUCUCAAGUUUGAUAAUGUUCAAUUAGUAACAUCUGAGUUUGGCACAUCAUGAUGUAUCGUGCACAACUUUGUUUAGUUUGUUGAAUAUGUACUGCAAAUUUCUGUUCAGAGGAAAGCUAAGCACAGUAACCACCGUGCGGGGAUGGGUGACUCUUAGUUGUUGGACGGACGGACGAAAUUAGGUCCCACCUUGGUACCAGUGUCCAUUAACGGUUGACAGCCCCUCACCAUGGAACCUGUGUUCGUUAAUGCUUGACAGUCACCCACACGCGACCUUGCUGUGGUGUCUUGCAAUACAAGUUGCAAUCUCAAUUGCGCUCCACCCGUUCGGCCCAUGAAUUUGUCAUGCCGUUGGUAGAGUCGGGCCUUGAAAUUCGUCGACCAUAUCUGAUCGUUUGAAUGUGACUAUGAAUAGUGUUUUUUUCUUUCUUUAAAUGUUAGGAUUUAGUCUUUUUUUUUUUGCCCACCCCUUUCUCUGAGGAGUACUCUCUGUGGCUUUUAUUCCUUGGAAUUUGUAUAAAUAUAUUCGAGGCAGGAUUUCAGGAAUAA
Malus domestica (apple) is the source of this 1725-nucleotide messenger RNA. RefSeq lists its product as uncharacterized. Gene Ontology annotation, biological process: RNA catabolic process. Lineage: Eukaryota; Viridiplantae; Streptophyta; Magnoliopsida; Rosales; Rosaceae. Gene Ontology annotation, cellular component: ribonuclease H2 complex; nucleoplasm. The record is from RefSeq and is a predicted model, not a curated record.